Molecule: messenger RNA, 1736 nt
Organism: Cryptomeria japonica (Japanese cedar)
Lineage: Eukaryota; Viridiplantae; Streptophyta; Pinopsida; Cupressales; Cupressaceae
Product: SCARECROW-LIKE protein 7
Exons: 1
Coding region: 114-1526 (470 amino acids)
Biological process (GO): regulation of DNA-templated transcription
Cellular component (GO): nucleus
Molecular function (GO): sequence-specific DNA binding; DNA-binding transcription factor activity
Source: RefSeq, a predicted model, not a curated record
UGAGAAUCGCCGUCCACGAGCUACUAUUAUUAUUAAUACGAGAAAAAUCAUUUGCAGGAAUGGCGAUGUCUGAAAUUUAAUUGUAGCGAGCUUAAGAAGUUGUCUGUGUUUCAAUGGAGACGGAGAGCCACAACAUUGCUCAACAGCAUUAUUCGUAUUACCAGUACUCUCAAAUAGAAGCAAUCUUGGCUGCAGAGGAGGAAAUACGCCUUGCUGGGAUUCGAACCUGCGACGUGGAUGCAAUUUAUUUGUCAACAAUUUCGGAGCUCAGCGACUCCCUGCAGGUCUCGAGUUCGAGCCCUGCCGGUGGCUGUUUCAAAUCGCCUGAACCUGCUGAAAGCAAAAACGAAGACUGGAUGGAAUGGCUGGCGAAAGAUAUAUGUGAUCAUGAAACGAGCUCAAAUGACUCUGAUUCCACAGAGAGCUCGGAUACGACCGGAUCGGCUCUGUACUGCUCUUCUCCUUCACAGGAUUUAGCGGAGCCGCGGCCAGAUUUAGCGAGCAUCUUGUUCCGUUACGCUAAAUUAGCGGAAUCGCAAAACCAGGGCAAAGCCGCGAAGGCUUUAGCGGAGUUGCAGGUGAUGUUGCCUCCAGUAAGGGUUUGUUCUUCUUCAACGCAGAGACUGGUGAGUUACUUUGCCCGAGGGCUGUGUGGAGAUGUGGAUAUAAUGGAGCCUGGGGAACAGGCGCUGGCCUACCAAGCACUAAAUGAUGCCUGUCCCUAUUUAAACUUUGCACAUUUAACUGCAAAUCAGGCCAUUUUAGAAACCGCCGAGAAGGCGGAGAAAAUUCAUAUUAUUGAUUUCGGAAUCCGCGAGGGCGUGCAGUGGGCGGCGCUUCUACAGGCGUUCUCUUCGAGGCCUCAGGGAAAGCCUCGCAGGAUUAAAAUCUCAGCGCUUCCAAAUUCAGCAGAAUCAGCGUCUUCUUUAUCUUCUACAGGAACAAGGCUCACGGCCUUCGCUUCAAUGCUCGGUCUGGAAUUACAGUUCAAUCCUGUCUUCAAGCCGCUGAGCGAAAUUAAUGAGGAGGAAUCGUUCAUCUUCAAUUUCGAAGAAGAAGAGUGCCUGGCACUGAAUUUCAUGCUUUGCCUCUCUGAGCUACCUGAAACGGCUCUUCUGAAAGCCCUAAAAUUUGCUCGCUCCCUCCGCCCUAAAAUUGUAACGCUCGCAGAGUACGACCUGCGCGGCGGACUUGAGAACGCUUUUCAUUAUUUCUCCGCCAUGUUCGAGUCUUUGGAAGGAAAAUUUUCUGCGGAGCGCGAGAUGGCGGAGAAGCUCUUGUUUACACAAACUAUUACAAAAUUUGUUGCAGAAAAUAACAAUUGUGUGGAAGCUUCAGAGGAAUGGCGUUCAAAGUUCGAAUUGGCAGGGUUUCAGUGCUGUAAUGCGAGCCAGUAUGCGAUCAGCCAGGCCAAAAUUUUGCUGUGGAAUUACAGUGACAAGUUUAGUCUGGUGGAUUCGCGCGGCUGUGUUUCUCUGGCAUGGCAGGAUCGUCAGCUUGUUACAGUCUCCUCUUGGAUUUGCUGAAAAUUUCACAAAAAUUGUACAUAUGUACCAUUAAAAUACCUGUAUUUUGUUGUUAGUGCGACUGGUACUGGGCCACACCAAUUCCAAUUCACUGUACAUAGCGCUGUGGCGUGCAUUCCUGUUCUUGCAGCCUGACAUUUUUUUUUCGUUUUUUUCUUUUGCUGACUUUCAGUCUUUCGAGGGAAUGGAAAUCAUUACUUGGCAAUUCAA